This is a messenger RNA of Theobroma umbraticum, 2165 nucleotides long. RefSeq names its product lysM domain receptor-like kinase 4. Gene Ontology annotation, biological process: protein phosphorylation. The record is from RefSeq and is a predicted model, not a curated record. NCBI's taxonomy places the organism in Eukaryota, Viridiplantae, Streptophyta, Magnoliopsida, Malvales, Malvaceae. Gene Ontology annotation, molecular function: protein kinase activity; ATP binding.
GUAAGGCGUUGCUGUUUGAGUCAACAAACUCUGAUUCAUCUGUAAUAUUUUAUAAUCCUUAAACGCGUUUAUCCCAACAUUAAUCCCAUCAGGCGGCAGCUAGCAUUCUUCAAAUUCAUAUUCUCCAAUCCGCAAAUUGUUUCGUCUGAACUUUCACCAUGAAUCAGUUCCUUUUGUGCUUCCUCUCACUCAAUCUUUUCACUUUACACAUAACUGCUCAACAAAACUACUCAGGGAAUUCAGCGUUGGGUUGCAGUAACAACGAUGAAUCAGGUCCUUCUCCAGCGUUUCUUUACACUUGCAAUGGCCAAGAGCGACAUUGCCAGGCCUUUCUUAUCUACAAGUCUCAACCUCCUUUUAACACAGUUCCCAGCAUUUCAGCUCUGACAUCUUCGAACCCGGCAGAGCUUGCUACCAUCAAUACUGUAACAGAGCAUGCGGAGUUCCCAACUAGUAAAGAGGUAAUCAUUCCUGUAAAUUGCUCUUGUUUAGGCCAGUAUUAUCUGGCAAACACCAAGUUUCGCAUUUCAAGCAUUUACGGCACCUAUCAUACUAUAGGAACCAUGGCAUACCAGGGAUUGUCCACAUGUAGGUCCCUUAAACGUGCAAACCCACUUAGUGAAUACAAAUUGGUUCCUGGAAUUGAAUUGAAAGUUCCACUUCGAUGUGCUUGUCCAACAAGGUAUCAGAUUAAGAGUGGAACAAAGUAUCUGCUGACUUACUCUAUUAGCUUGGGGGAUAAUAUUCCAGAUAUAAGUGAUAGGUUCAAUGUGAGCAAAAAGAGCAUUAAUGAUGCAAAUGGUUUGGAAGAAAAACAAACUAUUUUCCCUUCCACGACAAUCCUAAUUCCUUUGCCAACGAAACCUUCAAGUUCACAAACCAUAAUUCACAAGGACCAACUGCAUGAUUCACCUCCAAUUGUAAAACAUCCUGAAAGCCAUAGAUCAAAGAGGAAAUUGUAUGAGUGGCUUGUAAUCGCAGCAGCUUGUUCUAUGCUGGUUCUUAUCAUCAUUCUGUUCACAAUCUUUGUGUUUAAUAAGAGAAAGGAUGGAGUUCCUCGGAGUGGCCAUGAAAGAACGAAGAUCAAACAUGUAUUGUCAGAAGACCUCCGAGUUGAAAUUGCAAGCUUUGACCAAGGCUUGAGAGUGUUUACAUUUGAGGAGAUAAAGAAAGCCACACAAAAUUUCAGUUCCAAGAACAGAAUAAGCGGUUCUGUUUACCGCGGUGGUUUUGGUGGGAAGAUCCUGGCUGUGAAAAGAAUGAGACUAGAUGUAUCCAAGGAGGUACAACUGCUGAAGAAUAUCAAUCAUUUCAAUUUGAUAAAGCUUCAAGGUGUCUGUGAAAAUGGUGGCUCUUUCUAUCUUGUUUUUGAAUAUAUGAAAGAAGGGUCUCUAAGGGAUUGGCUUUGCAAUCAAAGCCCCGAUGAGAUUGGGAGCUGGACGAAGAGGAUUCAGAUUGCUUUGGAUGUUGCUUAUGGACUUCACUAUCUUCACAGUUUUACCAAACCAGCCUAUGUGCACGGCGACAUCAAGAGCAGCAAUGUUCUGCUAAACAGUGGUCUAAGGGCCAAAAUUACAAACUUCAGCCUUGCGAGAGCGGUGGUCAACGAAACAAGCAGCGUUGCUCAGACAGCACGUGUUGUUGGGACCAGAGGUUAUAUGGCACCUGAGUAUAUACAGACAGGUCAGGUUACUUCUAAGAUUGAUGUCUAUGCUUUUGGAGUUGUGCUGUUGGAACUGAUUACUGGCAAAGAUGCCAUCAUUACACAAGAUAGAAGAGAAAUAUUGCUGUCAGCAACAGUUGUUUCCAUGAUGGAAAAAGACAAUGCAGAAGCUGAGCUCGAUUCCCUUACCGAUCCUAGGCUAAAAUCUGAUAAUCGGACAGAAGUUGCACUUCGGAUGGCUCAAUUAAGUGUAGCCUGCUUGACAGAAGAACCAACAAAGAGACCAAGCAUGGAGGAUGUAGUGUCAGUUCUGUCCAAAAUUCGGGCAGACCUACUUACAUAGCAGCCGUUGUAAGGUUAUUUUACUAUAUAGGAUACAGUCCUGUUCUGUAAAUUCUGAUAAAUGUUAGAAGUCAAGCCAACUGUUGAGUGGAACUUACUUUAGAAAAAUUAAUUCCUCUGAAACAAGCAAUAAAAAGAUGUCAUAUUGUGAUUUUGAUUA